CAGAUAAGAAGAAACAAUCCGUCUUUAUCUAAUAUUUUCAUAGAUUAUAAAUUAAAAUGAGAUUGCAAAUGUGUUGUAUACUGUCUAAUUGCACACUUCAUUAGGUGAUAGCUGUUAAACCAGUUCUGGACUUAAAAAAAGAAAACAUGAUUAGCUGUGUGCGGGUGUGAUGGAGUCGUCGGGCCCGAGCACAGCCGCUCCAGAGUUUGAUGUGUACGGAGCCAUGGACUGGAAGGACGGAGUGGGAACACUGCCUGGCAGCGAGCUCAAGUUCCGCGUGAAUGAGUUUGGGGUCCUGGAGGUCAUAACGGACGAGAUGGAGGAGGAGAGGGGCAAGAAAGCUCACGCCACCACCACAUGGAGCGUCCCCACGGCUCAAGAGGCUCUGUCUGAGCGGCCCGUCUCGAAGGAGGAGACGUCAUGGGCCCAGCGCGGCCUGGUGUGUGUGCGCUGUAACAGGAAGGGCUCCGUGGUGGACUUCCUGUCUAAUGGACUUCACUGCAGUGAGCGCUGUCUGCAGCAGGAGCAGCAGGAGGAGCUGAAGAGAGAAAGCUCCAGGACGAACGGAGAGGUGCUCGGGAGGAAGAGAUCCCGCCUGGCGGAGAGACCCACUGAAGACGUGGACAGCUCCAUAGAGGUCGCUGAGGAGGAUGACGAGGACUAUGAAGAGAAAGAAAGCAGGCGACCAGCACGCGGGGCUACGCGAGGCCGCAGGAAACGCCGAGGAGACGCAGCGCUGCUCAGAUACACGGUUCCAUAUGGAGGCAAGAAGAAGGCGUGGUGUUGGGCCUCGUACCUGGAGCAGGAGAGAGCCAUCGCUGCUCCAAGUAAACUGUUCAAAGAGUAUCAGUCAUUACCGCAGUGUAAGAACGGCUUCAGGGUUGGCAUGAGACUGGAGGGUAUCGACCCAGAACACCCGUCCAUGUACUGCGUCCUCACCAUCGCUGAGGUGUUGGGACAUCGAAUCAGACUGCAUUUUGACAAAUACUCGGACUGCUAUGACUUCUGGAUAAAUUCCAACUCUCCUGACAUCCACCCGGUGGGAUGGUGUGAGAAAACCGGACACAAGUUGUAUCCACCUAAAGGGAUGAAGGAUGAAGAGUUUAGCUGGUCCUCCUACAUCAAACUAAAUAAAAUACAGACGGCACCCAAAGCCCUCUUUCAUAAUCAGAACAUGACAGUGACGCCGUCAGGGUUUAGGGUUGGUAUGAAGUUGGAGGCCAUCGAUAAGAAGAAUCCCUCGUUCAUCUGUGUUGCCACGGUUACCGACAUGGUGGAUAGUCGAUUCCUGGUGCACUUUGACAACUGGGAUGAAAGUUAUGACUACUGGUGUGAUGCAACAAGUCCUUAUAUUCAUCCGGUUGGCUGGUGUCAGGAGAACGGCAGAACACUCACCACUCCUCCAGGAUGCCCUGAUGAGAAGAACUUCUCCUGGGAGAAAUACUUGGCAGAGACCAGCUCAUUACCAGCUCCUGCUCGAGCCUUCAAAGUGAAACCUCCUCACAGUUUUCAGCCGAAUAUGAAGUUGGAGGUGGUCGACAAGAGGAAUCCUGUUCUGAUCCGAGUGGCCACAGUGGUUGAUACGGACGACCAUCGUCUCCGGAUUCAUUUUGAUGGCUGGACAGAUGAAUAUGAUUACUGGAUCGAUGCAGAUAGCCCAGAUAUUCAUCCUGCCGGCUGGUGCGCCAAAACUGGACAUCCACUGCAGCCUCCAAUCACUCCUCAGGACAUGUUUGAGACGUCGGAGCAGGGCGGCUGUCCCACGGCCGGCUGUAAGGGAGUGGGUCACAUCAAAGGAGCCCGCUACUCUGGACACCACAGCGCUGUGGGCUGUCCGUAUUCUGAUAUCAACCUUAACAAGGACUCGGUUCUGCCGGAUCGCUUGAGCGGAGAGAUGCCGGGAACCGGAGUGGGUCGUCCACGCAGAGCAGAACCCAACGCAGAGAUUCCAGCCGACGCUAAUGACAAACCCGUCACCUCUGCCCCAUCUCACCCGGAGAAACCCAGCACGGCAACCGUCGCCAUGGAAACGACAGUAAAGAAGCCUGUUGUCACAGAGACCAAGCGAAGGGUUGGUCGGCCCUGUAAAGUACGGAAGGUGGAGGAGCUGCCGCAGGAAGAGGAAGUGGAGAGCGAGGUGUCAUCAGUCACUGAAACCAAAGAGUUGACUCUCCAGCAGGCUUUGCACCAGUCUGUAUUCAUGCCAUGUUCCAGCCCAUCUCCCAGCAUGCCUCACUGCUGGGAUCAGCACAGCAAGCUGCUUCCAACAGUGGCGGGCAUCACGGCCAGUAAAGUGGCAGCGUGGAGCGUAGAUGAGGUGAUUGAGUUUAUCCAAGGACUCCCAGGCUGCAAGGAACAAGUGCGCACCUUCAGAGAGGAGCAAAUCGACGGAGAGGCCUUCCUGUUACUGACUCAGGUGGACCUGGUGAAGAUCCUCAGCAUUAAACUAGGACCUGCGCUGAAGAUCUACAACUCCAUCCUGAUGUUUAAAACCACAGAGAACUCGGCCUGCAACGAACUCUGACCCGCAGAGCCGAGAGCGAUCAUUACUGCUUCAGUCCAAGGGCUCGUCAUGAAGAUUCAUACAGUAUACAUGACACUAUGGAGAACAAGAUUUAGAUUAGGUCAGAAUGAGCAGGUUGAACACUUAUGAUAACAUUCAUAAUUCAUUUAGGCAGACACUCCUCUGCACCAUCAUUUAUAAACCUAUAUGUAUGCGCUUAUUAAGUCACAUGACAGUUUCCUGUAGUGGUGUUGGUGAGAAUGUAUAUUUUGCUGAAGGGUUAUCGGAGCACUUUUCUGAAUUCAGGUGCUAAACGAAUGCAGCUACAUGCACUGAAGAGCCGCACAGUUUCUGUUUCCAGGUAGAGUUUCUCUUAAAACUGAUAUUUCUCUCCUUUAAUUCAUAGCUGUAGAUCAUUUAAGUGUUUGCACUUAAUCAUCUUUCCUGAAAAUGCUUCCAUUCAAGUCAGUCUCUGUCAUGUUCAGAUGAUCUGAACAGUCAUCUUUAGAGAGCGUGUGAAGUCAAAGAGCCAAUCAGAUGAACUCAGCAGAGUGAGUGUGAGGUUAGAAAAUAAGACGUUUUGCAAAAUCCAUCAUCAACACCAGUUCUGCAUGGAGGAUUGGUAGAAUGGUUGAUAAACACUGAUCCUCUUUGAUUUUCUUGUGUGCUGUGAUGUCAUAUUAAUGCAUCAUGUGACAGUCCUUCUCUUCUUCAUUACGACUGCAGUCUCUAGUCAUGCAGUAUGUAAAGUAUAAAGGCCAAUUCAUUUUUUUGUUCUCUCUUUUUUGUUUUGAGACAAUGGAUGUAGAGAUGGAGGACGGAGGGUAAAGCUACACUCAAGGCACAAAUAAACAUUGUGAGAGCCAUAUUUGGUAUUUUGUAAUAAUAGAAUGUAACUUACUCAGAACGCCUUCAUGUGCACAGUAUAAAAAAGUGUCAUUUUCCUUUAAUAUUCAGACAAGAGUAUUAAUUUUCUUUCUGUUGCUGAGGCAUGCAGCAUUAAAUACAGUUUAAUUCAAGUUUAUUACUUUGACUAUUUAAAUUGAAGUGUUGAGCGUAUGUCAAUGUGGACACGUUUGUUAAAUCUGAACAGUUGUAUAGUGUUGAAAGGCUGGUUUUACUCACUCUUGAGUAAAGCGCUCAGCUGAAUGAUUUCCUAUAUUCAGAACUCAUUUAUCAUGUACAUUUUUUCUUCUUGUCACGGAGCUUAUAAUGAACAGUUCGUUUGGGGAUUUAAAAUGAAGUAUAAGGUCGUGUAAAUAAGGAAUGGUUUAGUGUGGAUGUGCAGCACUGGUGGAUGGACUACUAUAAACUUCACUGAAAUUCAUUUGCAAAUAAACUUGAUGAUCCAAA
This is a messenger RNA of Ctenopharyngodon idella (grass carp), 3856 nucleotides long. It is a transcript of the gene l3mbtl3, whose product is annotated as L3MBTL histone methyl-lysine binding protein 3. Gene Ontology annotation, cellular component: nucleus. The record is from RefSeq and is a predicted model, not a curated record. Gene Ontology annotation, biological process: regulation of DNA-templated transcription. The transcript has 22 exons. Gene Ontology annotation, molecular function: zinc ion binding; protein binding. NCBI's taxonomy places the organism in Eukaryota, Metazoa, Chordata, Actinopteri, Cypriniformes, Xenocyprididae. The coding region runs from base 170 to 2524 and encodes 784 amino acids.